CACACAGACAGACAGCCAUGGCGACCAAGGCAGCGGUGCGCAAGCCUCUGAUGAGCUUCCUGCGGCUGCGCGCGCCCAUCCAGGAGCAGCUCCUCAUCGAGGAGGCGCUGUUCCGCGCCGAGUCGCAGCGCAACUGGUUCAUCUACAACGACGCGCACCCGUCGCCCACCAUCGUCAUGGGCAUCUCGGGCAAGCCGGAGCAGCUGCUGCACCAGGAUGCGGUCAAGCGCGACGGCAUCCCCGUGCUCAAGCGCUUCAGCGGCGGCGGCACCGUCAUCGUGGACCACAACACGGUCUUCACCACCUUCAUCUGCAGGCAGGAGGACUUCCCGCACGUGCGGCCGUACCCGCGCGAGAUCAUGGCCUGGUCCGAAGGCUUCUUCUCGCCCUUCUUCUCGCGCGUCUGCCACGAGCACCUGAAGUUCUCGCUGCGGGAGGACGACUACGUGUUCGACGACCGCAAGUUCGGCGGCAACGCGCAGAGUCUGUCCAAGGGCCGCUGGCUGCACCACACGUCGUUCCUCUGGGACUUCGACCCGAAGAACAUGGAGUACCUGACCAACCCGGCGCGCCAGCCCAAGUACCGCCAGCAGCGUAGCCAUCUGGAGUUCCUGUGCCCGCUGAAGGACGUGCUGAGGCAGGAGUGUUCCAACCGCGAGAGGUUCGAGAGCGAGCUGCACGCGGAGCUGGCGCACAACUUCGAGAUCGAGGACGUGGACCUGGAAGACGUCAAGCCGAUCCUGGAGACGGAGCACCGCAAGUCUACGCGGUUCCUGGAGCUAUAG
This is a messenger RNA of Phytophthora sojae, 785 nucleotides long. RefSeq lists its product as hypothetical. The transcript has 2 exons. Gene Ontology annotation, cellular component: mitochondrion. Gene Ontology annotation, biological process: protein modification process. The record is from RefSeq and is a predicted model, not a curated record. Bases 18 to 785 code for a protein of 255 amino acids. Lineage: Eukaryota; Oomycota; Peronosporomycetes; Peronosporales; Peronosporaceae.